Molecule: messenger RNA, 1560 nt
Organism: Prunus persica (peach)
Lineage: Eukaryota; Viridiplantae; Streptophyta; Magnoliopsida; Rosales; Rosaceae
Product: glycine-rich cell wall structural protein-like
Exons: 3
Coding region: 340-1560 (406 amino acids)
Source: RefSeq, a predicted model, not a curated record
UAGAGAAGGUAGCUAAGGUAGCUAGGAGAUAGAGAAGUCACGGGGGGUCCCGUGAUUAAUAUGAAGGCAAAAAUAAGCCAAUCACGUAAGAGAGCAUGGAAUCGAGCUGGACUGGGUGCACUGUGACCGACUCACAGUGUGUGUUGUAAAAGCUAAAGGUAAAGAGAGACUACGUACUGUCCCAACUUCCAACUAUCAUCAACACGUUAUCAUAGAGAAUAGAUAGAAAGAGUAGAGAUGAUUGAAUUAAUUUGUACGAGCUUUUCUCCACUCGGCCCUAUAUAAACACUAGCUGCUCUAUCUAUCUGCACUAUCAAACAUUUUAGUAGCUAGCUAGCUAUGGGAAUUUCUAUAGUGAGGGUGGGGAAGGUACUUUUGUGGGUGGCUGUGGUGAUGAUGAGUUUCAUCUCUGACUCAUGCGUACAAGGAAUAAGGAAGAUGGAGAUGGAGAUCAAGAAGAAUAAGGGUGGUGAAGGUGAUGAUCAUGGCAACAACAAAUUAGGGAAAAAGGAGGCAGAGUGGUUCGUUGAUGGUCCUGCUGCAGGCAAUCCCAAUGUUCCUGGUGGGGUUAGUGGUGGUGGUGGUGGUUUUGGAGGAGAGGGGAAAGGGUUUGGUUUUAGUUUUGGAGGGAAGGGAUCCUAUAGUUACAGCUAUGGUACUUCUGGGAAACCUGCCAAUGCAAUUGGUUUUGGAAAGCCUGACUGUGUUGGAAAAGGUGGCGGAGCUGGUGGUGGGAUAGGCAAAGGUGGCGGAGCUGGUGGUGGGAUAGGCACAGGUGGCGGAGCUGGUGGUGGGAUAGGCACAGGUGGCGGAGCUGGUGGUGGGAUAGGAAAAGGUGGCGGAGCUGGUGGUGGGAUAGGCAAAGGUGGAGGAGCUGGUGGUGGGAUAGGAAAAGGCGGAGGAGCUGGUGGUUGGAUAGGCAAAGGUGGAGGGUCUGGUGGUGGAAGCCACCAUAAGACUAAAAAAGAGAAGAAUCACCAUAAAGGUGGUGCUGGAGGUGGAAUUGGGGGAGGCAUUGGCAAAGGAAUUGGUGGUGGAGGUCAUGGUGCUCGAGGAGCUGGCCAUGGAGGCAUUGGCAAAGGAGGUGGUGUUGGUGGCGGCAUCGGCAAAGGAGGGGGUGUCGGUGGCGGCAUCGGCAAAGGAGGGGGUGUCGGAGGCGGCAUUGGCAAAGGAGGGGGUGCUGGUGGCGGCAUUGGCAAAGGAGGAGGUGUCGGUGGUGGAGGAGGGGGUGCCGGAGGAGGUGUUGGUGGCGGAGGAGGGGGUGCGGGAGGAGGUGUCGGUGGUGGAGGAGGGGGUGCCGGAGGAGGUGUUGGUGGCGGAGGAGGGGGUGCGGGAGGCGGUGUAGGUGGUGGAGGAGGGGGUGCCGGAGGCGGUGUUGGUGGUGGAGGAGGGGGUACCGGAGGUGGUGUAGGGGGUGGCAUCGGUGGUGGUGCGGGAGGCAUAGGUGGUGGUGUUGGGGAUGGUGCCGGGGGCGGCCUAGAGACAUCGGUGCUGAAUUUGCCUAAUGUUAGCGGGGACAAUUAUUCAACCAUGCAUAAGAGUAAGAGUAAGAGCUCGUGA